AGUGGCCGGGACACGAUGGCUGAUGAAGAGGAAGAAGUCAAACAAAUCUUGCAGAAAUUGCAGGAACUGGUGGAUCGGCUCUAUUCAUUCCGAGACUGCUAUUUCGAGACACAUAGUAUUGAGGAUGCUGGAAAGAAGCAACAACAUGUGCGGGAGGAGAUGGACAAAACCUUGCAGCAAAUGCAGGAAGUAGUGGGUUCUGUCCAGGGCAAUGCACAGGUUCUGAUGCUCACUGGGAAGGCACUGAAUGUUACUCCUGACUAUAGUCCAAAAGCUGAGGAGCUGUUGUCUAAAGCUGUAAAAUUGGAACCUGAGUUGGUGGAAGCCUGGAAUCAGCUUGGAGAAGUGUACUGGAAGAAAGGCGAUGUUGCAGCUGCCCAUACCUGCUUCUCAGGAGCCCUCACCCACUGUAAGAACAAAGUCUCCCAUCAAAAUCUGUCAAUGGUACUUCGCCAACUGCGAACUGACUCUGGAGACGAACAUUCUCGCCAUGUCAUGGACAGUGUCCAACAGGCUAAGUUGGCUGUGCAGAUGGACAUCCAUGAUGGACGUUCCUGGUAUAUUUUGGGGAAUGCAUACCUUUCUCUUUACUUCAGCACUGGUCAGAACCCUAAGAUCUCCCAGCAAGCCCUCAGUGCCUAUGCCCAAGCAGAGAAGGUUGACAGGACAGCUUCUAGCAAUCCUGAUCUUCAUCUGAACAGGGCAACGUUACACAAAUAUGAAGAGAAUUAUGGGGAAGCCCUGGAGGGCUUCUCUCGUGCUGCGUUACUGGACCCUGCUUGGCCAGAACCCUGUCAACGAGAACAACAACUUCUGGAAUUCCUGAAUAGAUUAACCAGCCUCCUUGAGAGCAAGGGGAAGGUGAAGACCAAGAAGUUGCAGAGCAUGCUGGGAAGUUUGCGAUCAACCCAUCUUGGACCUUGUGGUGAUGGGCGCUAUCAGUCAGCCUCUGGGCAAAAGGUCACGUUGGAGCUCAAGCCACUAAGUGUGCUGCAGCCUGGUAUAAACAGUGGUGCUGUAUUGCUAGGCAAAGUGGUGUUCAGUCUUACUACUGAGGAGAAGGUCCCCUUUACAUUUGGCCUGGUAGAUUCAGAUGGACCUUGUUAUGCAGUGAUGGUAUAUAAUGUGGUGCAGAGUUGGGGAGUGCUCAUUGGGGACUCUGUAGCCAUUCCUGAGCCCAGCCUUCGGCUCCACCGUAUUCAACACAAGGGAAAGGACUAUACCUUCUCCAGUGUUCGUGUGGAGACCCCUCUCCUGUUGGUGGUGAAUGGAAAGCCUCAGGGCUCCAACAGCCAGGCUGCUGCCACAGUGGCAUCUAGGCCGCAGUGUGAAUGACCUUCCCUCACUGGUUGGCCUUAGAGGGAUGAGAUAGGCAAGGAGCUCUGUCUGAGCUCUGGGCAGCUGGACUGGACUCAAUCCAGUGACUCCCCUGGUAUAGGAAACAUUUUAGAUGAAGACUUUCCCUUUCUCUGCUCUGUAAGACAUUUUAUGUUCCUUCUUUGCUGUUAUGUCCCAGCUCUCUCAGGGGCCCUGCACUCCCAGGCAUAGCUCUUUUGCUCUUCUAUCAGUAAGAAAUGUUGGGAUUGUACUAUGGGACAAAGUCUUUGAGAUUCCUGUUGCCUCUUGCCUGAACCUUAUGUGUAUAUAUCAUUUCAAUAUUUAUUGCUAAAGGAGGGGGCUGACUUUUUUAAUGUCUUUUUUUCCAUUUUUAAAAUUUAGAUAUUUCCCCUUUUUGGGGGCUAGAAAAAAUUAAAUUCAUUUGAAAAAA
Messenger RNA from Suncus etruscus (white-toothed pygmy shrew), 1768 nucleotides. RefSeq names its product tetratricopeptide repeat domain 5 (gene TTC5). NCBI's taxonomy places the organism in Eukaryota, Metazoa, Chordata, Mammalia, Eulipotyphla, Soricidae. The transcript is spliced from 10 exons. The record is from RefSeq and is a predicted model, not a curated record. The coding region runs from base 16 to 1335 and encodes 439 amino acids. Gene Ontology annotation, molecular function: protein binding.